Molecule: messenger RNA, 1359 nt
Organism: Frieseomelitta varia
Lineage: Eukaryota; Metazoa; Arthropoda; Insecta; Hymenoptera; Apidae
Product: odorant receptor 13a-like
Exons: 9
Coding region: 110-1201 (363 amino acids)
Biological process (GO): sensory perception of smell; detection of chemical stimulus involved in sensory perception of smell
Cellular component (GO): plasma membrane
Molecular function (GO): odorant binding; olfactory receptor activity
Source: RefSeq, a predicted model, not a curated record
UAUUCGAACAGUCGUAAUAGUCCAGCGUUCUACAUUCACUAAACCUGAGAGACGAGACGAGGUCUUUACGUUUCCAUUUCUCUUUUAGAACGUCUUUGUUGAAAUUAUAAUGCCUAUAAUGAUUAGAGGAAUAUUCAAUACGUGGAGUGUUAACUAUAAUCUGGUCAUCGAAUGCUUACCAACGAUCAUAAUAAUCAAUAUUUCCAUACUGAUGUAUUUCAGCAUAAUUUUUAAUACAGAAAAGAUUAAGGAUGUACUCUCGUUUAUUAAAAAUGACCAUAACUACUACAUGAACCGUCCAGAAAAUACAAUUCUCCAAUAUUACGCUGCGCAGGGAAGUAAAAUUGGAUUUUAUUACGUUUGUUACAUGUAUAUAUUAUUCUUCGCGUACGUACUAUUACCAACGGUAUCAUUGGUAAUUGGUGAAAUUGUAUCAUCGAAUCAUUCUGAAAGUAAAAGCUUCCCAGUCGUUCUCGAUUACGGCGUGGACAUGGAACAAUACUUUUAUCACCUGUUCAUACCUGUAUACACAUCAAUGCUCAUGGUUCCCAAUGUGGUUAUUUCUUAUGAUAACACAUACAUGUUGUAUGUUCAACAUAUCUGUGCUUUGUUUGCAAUUGUGAGUUACAAACUAAAAACUGUGCACAUUUUGGAUGCGAAUAGUCUGAUAGACUUAAAGAAUGACCAUCUGUUCGAAAAGUCCAGCAAUAUCGAGUCAUUAACGAUAAAAGAAAAAGAAAUCUUUAGGGAAUUAGUGCUUUGCAUAAAAGAACAUCAAAAUGCAAUAAAGUACUCAGAUCUCGUUGAAUCAUUGUUCGCUAAAUCGAUAUUGGCCCAAUUGUUCGGUAACGUUAUCUGUCUCAGUAUUGCUGGAGUUGAAACUGUCCUGAAUUUAGAUAAUACUGGCGACGUGAUGCGAUUUGGACCAGUUGCAGUGGCACAAGUUAUACACAUAUUCGUUCUUUGCCUUCCUGGACAAAGACUACUGAAUCACUGUGAAGAGAUGCACGCCGCGGCAUGCGAGACGAUGUGGUACAUCUUGCCCAAAAACUGCCUUAAUUUAUAUAAGUUCGUACUCGCAAGAAGUUUGAUAUUCAACAAAAUAACAGCCUUCAAAUUAGCCGUCAUGUCGAUGGAAACUUUUCUCGUGAUCAUUCAAACAGCAAUGAGUUAUUUCACUGUGUUAUUAUCACUUACAUGAACUAAAAACUGAACUGUAUUUCAGUUCUUGUAGUUUUAUUUUAUGUUGUAUACUAUCGCACUGUGUAAUGGAAGAUUGACUUUCAUCAUUGAUACUGUAGUUCACAAAGAAAAAGAAAUACACUUAAAGGUGGAUAAAUGUGUUUAUAUCAAUGUAAU